Molecule: messenger RNA, 1233 nt
Organism: Leishmania braziliensis MHOM/BR/75/M2904
Lineage: Eukaryota; Euglenozoa; Kinetoplastea; Trypanosomatida; Trypanosomatidae
Exons: 1
Coding region: 1-1233 (410 amino acids)
Source: RefSeq, a predicted model, not a curated record
AUGCGUCUUUUCGAUGUGACACGACGACUGCGAGGCGUCGGUGCAGCGCGGUGGCACGCAACUUAUGGAGCAAAGGUACUCAAGCAUAAGGAUAUGCUGACAAAGUAUGGGGAUCUUACAGUGGUGAAAGACGUGCUCACUUUACUAGAGCAGACAGAGUCUUACAUUUCGAAGUGGCGCCUGAAUAAGUGGGAGUUUCGUGUUCCGCCCCUUCUCUGCCCAGCGGAGAGGGAAAAGGUAAUGCUACAACAAGAUAUGCUGAAAGCAAUUUGCCUGAAUCAGGCAGAAGAGCGCAAACAGGUUUUCGAUGACAUUCAAAUAGUGGCAGCUAUAACUGGUACUUCGCCCGAGUCUGUGCGGGAGAAAAACCGCGCGUGGCUUCAGGAAGAAGCUUCUAAGCUUCGAUGGAGAGGAGAGGUUAACAAGGCAAGGGAGCUACGAGAUGCUUUUCUGCGCCUGGAGGUGUACGGUUCUCGAGAUCAUCGCUUGCUGGAGAGACUCUGUUGCAUUUACGGUAUGGGUAUGCAAGGCACAUUUGAUGAGGCGUUCAGCAAUAUCAUUAUUCAAGACCUGUCGACUGGCAAGCUCUCUAUCGAUGAAACGAACCCAUUUGUCGAGCUGCAAGCGUACAUUGUUUCUCGCUAUCCACAAAUUGACUUAAUUCAUGAUUUUCUAGGCUUCAAUGUGAUUUCAGGAUACCGACCCUCAUUGAGGCGUUUUCUUAUUCACUGUUUGUCGAAGAAAAAUAACAUUGACAACCCCGUUUCUAACGGACGCGUUCUUUUGCAUGUGAGCGGGAGUAAAGAGACGUUGUUCGAUUUUGGGGAUAGCGAGAAUCAGAUCGUGCACGAUGACUCCAUCUAUGGACUACCCGACUUCAUGUAUGUCCGAGGGAGCGACGUUUUUUUGAUCACUAUCGCAGCCAACAAUCACUGGCUCCGCAAACGGCAAGUUCCGCACGCAAAGCAGCUCGAAGGAAUUGCGAGACGCAGCAGCUUUGUUCUAGGAAUUCCUUUGGACAAGGUACGUAUCCGCAACCUUCUUCUCCCACCAAACUAUGUAGACUCGAACUCUCUUCGCCGCCUUAUGGAGAGCGUUUUGGAUAUGUCACAGUCUUCUGUGAGGGAGGCAGCACCGUGGAUUUCGUUGUACGUGAAGGAGCUUGACACACUGGACGUGGACUACUGCGAGUUGGAGAAGACAGUCAAUGAGGAAGAAUGGCUGACACUUUAG